Rattus norvegicus (Norway rat) is the source of this 2016-nucleotide messenger RNA. It is a transcript of the gene Fam216b, whose product is annotated as family with sequence similarity 216, member B. Lineage: Eukaryota; Metazoa; Chordata; Mammalia; Rodentia; Muridae. The record is from RefSeq and is a predicted model, not a curated record.
GGUAAGGGCCUUUCCCUUUGCUCGUGAGCAGCUCCCUUCUUACUAAGUCCUCAUUUGUUGGGGGUGCAGAUUGGUCCUUCAAGGCUUUCUUUCAGGACAUUUAUCCCCAAAUAGCCCUGCCAUUGACUUGAUCUACAUCUAUCAUUAUGCUGAGAAUUGGGAGUCAACACAUGACUUUGAGGAGAGCAAAGCAUUAAUUCUACAAGGAUGCAUUCAGCUACAGACAUCUCUGUGAAGAUGGUGAACAGAUAUAGACAUCCUCCUCCCUCAGUCAUGCAUGCACUCAGUACCACAGCAGAGCGUGGAAGGAGGCCCUACCCCACGGUGCUUCCCGUCCUGGGUGUCCUCUCUGAGGUUUCCUUCUCAGAAUUUUGUCCUUCACAGUGCAUUAUUUCUCUGUUGUUUCCCCCUCAGUCCAAGGGGUCGGCUCUGAAAAAUAUCCACACAAGUAACAUUAUUUAGACUGAACAUUUUCCUUUAAAGGUUUUUCCAAGUUGUGCUGAUAAUCCAUUGUUAUAUAUGAGACAGUCUUUUAAUCCAAUUUGCUUCUUUGAAAAUCAGGAUAUGCUUGGAGGAUUUUUCCAUGGCUCCAGUCUCCACUCCACGAAACACUGUGGAUUUGUAUAUGCCUGGGUGGGUUUGGGGCAGGCAUCUUUCUACAAAAUUAUAGCUGAGAGCUAUUAUGGAACUGAUGCCUUCCUUUAUUCAACCAAGCUCCAUUGCAGGUGUGGACAGAACGCAUCCCAAGGACACAGAGAAUCAAGAUGCAUGAAACCUGUCUGUGGACAAUGACUGGACAGGAGGGAUAAUUUCCUAUUAUGGCAAAAUUUGUGUUGCUGUAAUUCCAUUUUAGCUUCAGAGACCAAGGGGAGAAAUUACAGACUUCAGGUAACUGUGGAUUUUAGUCCUGACACUGAAGUUGAAGACCUGUGACACUGAGUUUGUUUGCUGAGAAGCACUACUAGUCCACAGUGAAAAAUGCUUUAAGGAAAUCCUAUAAGGCCAUGGGAGAGCUGCUGAGCUGGUUCAGUUGUAAAAAUGCUUGGCGUGUAAGGCUUCAGACUGGAGUUUGGACCCUAGAAACCCACUGAAGUACCAGCAUCUAUCUACAAGAACUUUUCUGCAAUGUCUUCAUAUAAUGCAGAUAUGAUAGGCUUAGAAUUGACCCUUCAUUAGACAUGAAACUUGGAACAACAACAAAAACCCCAUCAACUGUGCUCUUGAAUGUCACCCAGACACAGAAAGGCACGCAGCCAAGUUUCCCCAGCUCUUUGUCCCAUCUCCUGCUGUUGCUUGGAUAUUAGUUUAUCAACAUAACAAGUUUCUGCCACUACUGUGUGACCAGGGAACACUGCGAGAACACUGCCUUGGAUAUGCAUGUUUGCUUUUAAAACGAGGAACCACAUUGCAAGGUCCAUCUUUAAAGCUGGUUAAACAAGACGAAAACUGUUUUUGUUAUCCCUUGGAGGUACAAGCUAAAGAAAAAUGUGGAGAAACUUGAAAAAGCAGUACAAGAAUCAAAGUGUUCCACGAAUACCCCGCAUUCAAGUCCCCGCAGCGGCUGCUGACAUUUCGUUACUGAAGGACCUAAAUCAAGGCCAACAGCGUUACUUGUACAGCAUCAUGAGGAUUUAUGACUCCAGGCCCCAGUGGAAGGCCCUGCAGACCCGCUACAUUCACAGCCUUGGAUACCAACAGCAUCUGGGUUAUAUCACUCAACAGGAAGCCUUGUCUUGUGCUGCUGUACUUAGACAUUCAACCAUGCAAGCCUCAGCUAUGGUCGCUCCUCAAAGGACUAUUCUCCCCAAAGUCUUCAGCCGUGCAAAGAAUGUGUCAACCAGCAAAACCAGGGCUUAGAGUUGGAUCCAGAACCUCCAGAACAUCAUGCUGCAUAUCAAGACCCUAGACAAUGUGUAGUCUCUGAAGUGGGCAGUUCAGCUCCAUAUCCUUGGAAUUUUUGUGGUUCCGUGGUAUGCAUUUGUUGAGUGACAAUGAAUAAAAGAAUACUAAUGAAAA